GACGCGGCCGCGGCUGCGCGUGAACUGACGGAAUCAGCUCGUGAGCGCGCAGAGAGCAGCAAUGGCCGCUCUGGAUCGGCGGAAUCUUAAUCUCGACGAUUUUGUGGGAUUAAACUGGAGCAGCUGGGUCGACCGGCUGGAUGUUUCAUCCUCUGACGCUAAUGUUGAAGAGGGCAGCAAGAAUGGGAGGAACUGCUCUGGCACCAUGACCCUCAGGAAAGAAGAUAUGCACACAUUUGGCCACUGCCCAGCACACGACGAGAUCUACCUGGUGGUGUGCGGCCACUGUGGCCAGGUGGUGAAACCUCAAGCCUUUGAGAAGCACUGUGAGAGGCGGCACGGUCCUCUCACUAAGAUAUGUGGACAGUCUUCUACUUUGGCUCCACAGCAGCGACCUCGCCCUUCUCGCCAAACUUCAAAUCAUUCCUCCUCUAGAGAGAGGCAGAAAAAUGCCAGAUGUCAGGAAGCCAGUGCCCCCUCCUCAGCAUCACCGGUACACCAGCACAGGCCUAGCAAGGCCCAGAAGGAGGCAGUGAGUUUUCCUCCCGUGGAGAAGUUCCCUCAGGAGAACGCUCCCCUUCCACACCACUCCUCCUCCUCCACGCCUCGCCCCAGGGUCCCUCCGUGGCACUCAGGACCGCUGCCCCCCGGCCACUCUUCCUCCUCCGCUUCUCCGUCAGAGAGACCCUCAGUGGAGAAGUCCACAGCUGGCCAGUCCAGUGAGUCUCACAGUCCUCUGCGAGGGACGAGAACCUACAGCCGGAUUUACAAAAACAUCAACAAGAAAGAAUGUGACCCGAACAAACAGUGCGUAGUUCUGGAUCCAGAGAGGAAGAAGCUGUGCAGCCGGGAGCUUAUAUGCAAUACUGAUUCCAUCCACCAGCAGCAGAAAUCAUCGGGAAGGACUAAGACCUUUGAUCAGCUGGCAGAGGAGCAGAAAACAGCCUCCGCAGGUCGAGACACGGAGCAGCUUCUUGUCAAAUCAAAAGACAAUGAGCAACAUCUGGAAGCUUUUGAAGAGAAAAUAACAACUCAGAGCAGUAAAACCUUCAACAGCUCCUGUAACAUUCUCAGCAAGUCCGGUGAACCAUCAGAAAGCCUUCCAGAGGAGGAAGGCAGCAGCGCUGUGGAAGUGGAGGCAAAUCCUCAACAUCCCUUCAACCAGAGCAGGCUGUCAGGCGAGGAGAGUGAAGACGAUGAGCAGGAGGAAGCCACAGACCUGCCUGCCACACCCUGGCACCCCAAACCUCUCGGGCUAUGCACUUUUGGAUGCCGCACGUUGGGCUGCAGCAUCUUCACCUUCAACCGGCGUUUGCACCACCUGCGGUUUGCCCUCAGCGCCAUGCUGGAGCGCCAUGUCAGCACACACUUGUGGAAGAAAAUGCCUCAAGUAUCAUCAGGUCUCAGGUCAUGUCAUGUCACACCUCCAACUGUAGGAUCACCUGUCAGGACCGGGGCCAGACCCCCCAAAUCCACUGUCUCCCUCAGCCUAGAGUCUACCUCGCUGGGACAACUGGAAACCAAAACCAGUCAGCUCAACUGUCACGGUAUCAAACCGCCUUCUUCCGCCACGUCUGCGAGACUCGGGCUUGGCCGACGGCGCAACCCCGCUCGGCUGAGCGAGGACAAGCUUAUGCAAGAUGCAGGCGCAGUGCAGAAAGCUGCCAAGGUGUCACACAGCGGUGAGGACAAAUCCUCCAAAUACAUCAGGGACCCCCCCCUCAAUGAGAAGGGCCAGCCACACGUCCCCUCCUCUCAAGGACCAGUAAAUGGUUCCUUCUCACACGGAAAGAAGCCAUGCCCUCCUCCCCACUGCUCCCCCCGCAGCAGCAGCAGAAGGAGGAGGCCGCCAGGGAUUCAGCAGAAGGUGGUGGGCUACGACCACAGGGGUCUCGACCAAAAGCGCAAAGGCAGCAAUGAGUCACCGCCCCUUAGCACCGCGCUAGCAAAGUGUCAACGCUUGUCAUCCCCUUCCCGGAGAGGAGAGAGAAUAUCGGGCAUGCUUUGGGCCUGGAGAAAAGAUCCGACUCCUAAAGACCAAUAAGGAGGCCAGCCUUAAAAAGGAGAAGAGGCCUGCAGCUGUUGCCUGCAUAGUAUGAGUGUGUGAAUGUAUGUGAUGUGUAUGUCUGUAUGUUUAUGUCUGUCUUCACAUUUUUAUGCACAGACAUCAGGAAUAAAUAUCUGUCUGCAUGUUACCGUACGUGUGUAUUUUUGAAAAACUGUCUAUUUUUCUACGUGUCUAAAUGUCUCAGUUUGUUACCUGUUGUAAGAACGUAAAAAAUACCUCAAUCUACUCAUCAUGCUGCUAAAGUGAAACGUCAUUUCAUGGCAAAACAAUAAAAACAUUCUUGAAUCUGUA
Sebastes umbrosus (honeycomb rockfish) is the source of this 2359-nucleotide messenger RNA. It is a transcript of the gene atxn7l2b, whose product is annotated as ataxin 7-like 2b. Lineage: Eukaryota; Metazoa; Chordata; Actinopteri; Perciformes; Sebastidae. Bases 62 to 2044 code for a protein of 660 amino acids. The record is from RefSeq and is a predicted model, not a curated record. The transcript has 10 exons.